CAAAAAUAAACAUUUGAAAAAUUAAAAAAAAAAGAAGAAGAAACUUCCUGCCUGCCUAUCUUGAGGCCAGGUUGGAAAGCGAGCACAGAGACUGUCUUCUAGUUUCAGAAGCGUCUCAGCCCCCGCUAGGCCUGGGAGAGUCAGGGCUCGGUCUCUCCUGUCCUCACUUCCCACCUACAGUAACUUUAUUCGUCUGGACUAAGUUAAUGCAGGUGUUGAUCCUUAGAUAUGUAUUUUGGAUUUCUUCCUUUCUAGUCUUAAAAUUAGGCCCCAUUUCCUAAAUUACUUUAAUAACUUACUGUUCCUCUCCAUUCCUGUGGAUAUUGGACCCUUCGGAAACUGUACCCUUGCCUUAAAACUAAAAGGGCCAAUUCUUCCACCAGUUUCAACGGGAAUUGGAGCAAGAAUAACCAUUUACAGAGUAUCCUCUGCAUGAAAGGGCCCUGUAGAUAGUUUGCAAAGGUGGGUUCAUCUAAUCCUAAACACAGCCCUGCAAGAGGUGCGUUAUGAGGCCUGUGUUAAGAUAAAGAAACAAACUCAGAGGUAGUGAGUAUCUUGCCCAGCAAACAGCAAGCCGGACCCCGGUUUGUUCCCUGUAGUCGGUAUCUGUGCUCUGGACACAGUGAAGCCACGGGACUCCCCUUGCCUUCCAGGCUAUUCGCGGUUCCCUUUCUGCCCUAAUCAAUAAACACAGGCCGAGUGCCCCAGUGCCUUUGCUUCCCCUGAUCCCCCCUGAUCCCGGGGAGUUAAGUGUGCUCAUUUCCCUCUUAUCUGUCCUUCAAAGCCCAGUUUAAAUGUUCUCUCUUAAAGAGAGAUUUCACUUACUCUAUUCUCUGGUCUUAUCAGUCUGCAAUUGUGUUGUAUUUGCCUAUAAUAGUAUAUUGAGUAAUGACUGUUCUCAUUUAUACUCGUAUGCUCCCUCCCACUAGCUGGAGAGUUGAGGACAGGGCUGGGAGGGUGGGGGGGUCAUCACCUCCGGGAGUCCCUCCAGAAUCACUGUGCGCGGCUCAGCGCUGCCCUCUGGUAGACUCUCGCAUGUCAGACUCCCAAACGUAUCUUCCCUAUAAGCUUCACAAGAGAUGUUAACUCUGACUUUCUGUUGCUUAUGUCCCUACAGCGGAAGAAUUGAAGGGCUGGGAUCCGGUGACCGGCCCUGCCGGGGCCAGGCGGCAGCUCCCCGACUCAGCAUGCCGAAACACAAGGGUCACUCAUCGAAACAAGAUAACUUAGCGGUCACUGCAGUUGCUUUACAAGAUCACAUUUUGCAUGACCUUCAACUUCGAGAUCUUUCAAUAGCAGGUCAUUCUAAGACAAAGGUACAACAGAGAGACACCAGAUCCAAAUCUCUAAAAACAAAUACAAAAGCAGUAAUAGAUACCGGACUCAAAACAGCAGCACAAGGCCCGAAAGUGGAAGAUCUGGAAAAAGAAUAUGUUCUUGAUCCCAAACCACCACCAUUAACUUUAGCUCAGAAGCUGGGCCUGUUUGAACCUCCCCCAUUGCCACUGUCAUCAGGUGAAUGGGAAAAAGUGAAACAAAGAUCCGUCAUGCAAGGGGACUCUAUGCAGCCAUGCCCAAUAUGCAGAGAAGACUUUGAACUUCGCCCCCAGGUGCUGCUGUCGUGUUCCCACGUGUUUCACCGGGCGUGCCUCCAGGCUUUCGAAAAAUUCACAAAUAAAAAAACCUGCCCGCUCUGUAGAAAGAACCAGUACCAAACCAGAGUGAUUCACGACGGAGCCCGGCUCUUCAGAAUCAAGUGUGCGACAAGGAUCCAGGCCUGCUGGAGGGGACACGUGGUUAGAAAGUGGUACCGGGAGCUGAGGAGAACCGUGCCUCCCACCGAUGCCAAGCUGCGGAGAAAGUUCUUUGAAGGGAAGUUCACAGAAAUCAGCCACCGCAUACUGUGCUCCUACCACACGGACAUAGACGAGCUAUUUUCGGAAAUCGACCACUGCCUGGCCGAAAACCGAAGUGUCCUCCGGCAGCUGGAGGCCAGGUGUGGCCGCGAGCUCACAGAAGGAGACUGGGAGAAGAUCCAGAUGCAGGCUCUGCACCGGGAGGCGCGGGAGUGCCCCAUCUGCCUCGCCCCGCUGCCCACCCUCGGCCGCCGUCGCCAGGAUGCCGUGGAGACGCCCCCCGGCCCGCCCUCCCGGGAGACGGUCCUCCUGUCCUGCUCACACGUGUUUCACCACACGUGUCUCCUCGCCCUGGAGGAGCUCUCCCUGGGGGACAGCUGUCUUUUCCAUGCCUGUCCCCUCUGCCGCUCUUGUUAUCAAAAGAAAAUUCUAGAAUGUUGAAUUCGGAAGAAAAACUGUCAUUCCUGGGGGGGUGGGGGGUCACGUUUACCUUAAUUUCGUAGAAACUGUAUGAGUUUGGAGUUAAGUGCUAUGGUGUAAUCUGUUCUCUGAUGAAAUAUGUUCUCAGUAGUUGUAGGGGGGGAACCCUAAAUAUACCCAGUUUUAGUCUUUAGUCUAUAAAAAUUUCAAAUUGAUGAGCUUAAUCAGUUGAAAGAAGUAAGGAAUGGAUGGAGUCAAGUUUCAGAGGUUGUGUAAGUUAGCCGAUGAGUGGGGAUUGCUCCUAACAGCGAAAUCUCUCCCUUCCCUCCAGGGUCUCUCCCUUCCCUUCCCUCCAGGGUCACCUGAUUAGCUGGCCCAUCUCCCCGAGUCGCGGAGGCCCCAGGGGUGGGGGGCCCAGGCGACACCGCACAGCUGCUGUCCGCCCCGCAGGCUGGGAACCCAAGAACACGCCUUACAUUCUCGGCCGCCCCUUGCCCUUCCCAGUUCUCGCUUUGUAGGAACUGCUUUAUUUCCGUGUGACAAGUCACUGCUGUACUUCGCUGCACACGUGUAAACCCAAAGUACAAAAAUAAACUAUUCCGGGCGUUCAACUUCA
Hyaena hyaena (striped hyena) is the source of this 2892-nucleotide messenger RNA. It is a transcript of the gene RNF32, whose product is annotated as ring finger protein 32. The record is from RefSeq and is a predicted model, not a curated record. NCBI's taxonomy places the organism in Eukaryota, Metazoa, Chordata, Mammalia, Carnivora, Hyaenidae. Bases 1080 to 2297 code for a protein of 405 amino acids. The transcript is spliced from 8 exons. Gene Ontology annotation, molecular function: protein binding.